AUGAAGAUUCUAUCUGACACAUUACUGGUAGUGCUGAGUGCAGCAUUGAUGGCAGCAAGCGCUGUGGGUCAGGAUGCAAAAACCAUGACUCCAACUAUGUUCGACAACUGUGAUAUUGAGACAUACUAUGCCAGUCUUCUGCAAGAAGGUUCUCCUUCCAGCUGGACGCAAGAAGAUUUGUCUUCACUGAUCAAGGAGACACAUCGCAAUAUCCUUCCCACACACGGCGAAACCUUUGAUCAUGAUGAUCUCUACAAGGCCAUUAUCAACCUUCAUCCAGGUAAUGAAUCUGGUACGGUUCGACUGGUCUACCGAGAUAUCAAUCGAGGAUAUGAUUCCUUCUCACCAGCUUUUACCGAUGUGCAUCACAUUAAACCAGCCAAGUCAACGGUACUCAUGAGCAAGGGAGAUUUGUCCUUUGGAAUGUGUGACACGGUCGAAUUCCAGACAGAGUGUGUGGUCCCAGCCUCUACCGAAACAGCCAAUGAUACCGCACAAGAUGGCAAGAUUUGGACGCCCCCCCCAACGCUUCCGUGGAGAGAUUGUGGACUUAAGGUAUCAACAGUUGAAUUUGCAAGAUUGUGGUCCGUUCAUCAAUGGCAUGACGCCUAUCCUCCCACCGAGGAUGAAGUCUUGCGCAAUGACAAGGCAUGCUCUCGUUGGCAAGGAAAUCGCAAUCCAUUCAUUGAUUACCCUCAACUGGCACAGUCAUUGUUUGACUUUCCCACCAUGGCUCCCACCAACAUGAGAAACGAUUGUGGAUCCAUUCAAGUAGGCGAUGUUCCUGUCUUCUUGGUCAAUACCAAAGAUCCUGAUGAAGUCGUCUUCUUGCCCAUGUUUGAUAUUCCAGGUGGAAUGGAGUUGUUCGUUACCGAUCAAGCCUGGAAUGGAACUGGAUUGGUGACUGGAGUGCCAAAUGAAGGCACAAUGGUGAUGACAACACCGGAAGACGGCAUUGAGCAAGGUGAUCUCUUUGGAAUGGGACCUGGUGUCGACUACGGAGACACUUGGUCCGAUGUGGAGGGUGCAUUCAGCCUAAGUACAACCUUUGGUGACAAUGUUUUCUUGUACUGUAUUGAUGCUGACGGCAAGAUGCGUUUCUUGGCAGGAUUCUCAAAUAGCGGCAUUUGGAGCAGUCCUGGAUUGUCUGCAGAGGAGUAUGGCGAAGCAUUGACAGCCCUUCCGGAGCAGUUGGAUCAAGGCUCCAUUGUGCUGCCACACCUGGAAAACUACUUUUACAACGGAUCUCGUAAUGAAGCUACUGCCCUGCUGCGGGCAGAUAUGCUCAACCCAGCUUCAUGGGUUGGUGACAAUGAAGGUCGAUAUGGAGUGGAGUAG
Seminavis robusta is the source of this 1338-nucleotide messenger RNA. Lineage: Eukaryota; Bacillariophyta; Bacillariophyceae; Naviculales; Naviculaceae. The record is from the annotation of a GenBank genome assembly.